Molecule: messenger RNA, 909 nt
Organism: Tribolium castaneum (red flour beetle)
Lineage: Eukaryota; Metazoa; Arthropoda; Insecta; Coleoptera; Tenebrionidae
Exons: 2
Coding region: 195-863 (222 amino acids)
Biological process (GO): regulation of transcription by RNA polymerase II
Cellular component (GO): transcription regulator complex; nucleus
Source: RefSeq, a predicted model, not a curated record
UCGAGUAACUGGGUAACAAUCAAACAAUCCCCGCUGAACUGUCACAAGUUCACCAGCUUUCGAUUGUAACUCCGCUGCGGGCGCGGUGGCGAUCGACCGCGCACACUCGCGAUCCCGGCGGUGUUUCGCCGCUUCCUCCCGCGUCUAGUCUCCGAGAGCGGUCCCGCGUACAAGGUUGCCCGCGACUUCACGCAAUGACCGAAUCCGAGCGAAUAAUCGAGUUGGUGCGCCAGCACCCAAUCCUGUACAACACGCACCACCAAGAGUACAAAAAUCUGAAAACCAAGGACAAACUCUGGAACGAGCUCGCCGAAUCCACGGGCGCAUAUGAAAAUGGCGAGGAGUUGAAGAAGAAGUGGAAGAAUUUGAGGGAUUCCUACAGCAAACACUUGCGAUGGGAGAACUCCGAACACAAAUCGAAAACUCUCGACAAGUAUAAAACGUGGCCUUGGGUGAAACAGAUGGAGUUCCUUCGGCCGUUUUUCCCCUACGUCGAACCAAAAGAAGGCAAGGUUUCCCAAGACAGUGUGGAAGAGACGGAUGUCGAGGAACAGAAACCACGACGUGAAAAAACUUCAACACCUGUGCCUCCACCCAAGAAGAAAAAACUCGAAACGCCUGAUCUCAAUAAUUCCGACAAUUUUCCGAUUUUUGAUGUUUCGGGGUUCGACGAUAUCGACCUGAUUUGUCUGGGCUUUGCCAAGACGAUCAAGAAAUUUUCCCCGAAAAGACGGACUUUGGUCAAGUUCAGGUUCUCGCAAAUUUUGAUGCAGGAGGAGCUGGCACAGCAGGAGGAAAAUGAACAGUCCAGAGAGGAGGAUCCUCUAGUUAUGUCGACACCAAAAAUCGAAAAGGAGUACUAGUUUGUAGUUAUAGUUGUAUUUUUUUAUUAAACAAUUACCGAGUGAA